Trichomonas vaginalis G3 is the source of this 1308-nucleotide messenger RNA. Its product is annotated as ankyrin repeat and SOCS box-containing protein 4 family. The transcript has a single exon. Lineage: Eukaryota; Parabasalia; Trichomonadida; Trichomonadidae. Gene Ontology annotation, molecular function: protein binding. The record is from RefSeq and is a predicted model, not a curated record. The coding region runs from base 1 to 1308 and encodes 435 amino acids.
AUGGCUUAUUAUUCAAUAAGUUUCAUUUCAAUCAAUUAUUAUAUUUCUUUAUUUGAUUGUUUUAAGUUUUUAAGAACGAAAUUUAACUCAGAAAUAACUCAACAAUGUCUAGAAUUUUCAUUUUUAGGAAGAAAUCAAGAGAUCAUGAGUGAAUGUUUGAAAUGUCAAGACCCAAAUUAUAAAUGCAUGAAAUAUGCAAUUAUUUCACAUAACAUUGAUUUUGUUACUUUCUUGAUGAAUGAAUACAAUAUAGAGAUCAAAUUAGAUUAUUGUAGAAAGUAUUAUAAUCUUGAAUCCUUAUUAGUUUAUUUCGAUCAAACUAAUGAUAUUAGCAAAUUCUUUGUUUAUUCAUUGAUGUUUAAUAUUUCAUCCAUUUUCAAAUAUUUCUUUUCACAUGGUGCAAAUAUCGAUGAAAAAGAUGAGGAUGGAAAUACAGCUCUUCAUAUUGCUGCACGUUUUAAUUGGAAAGAAUUAGCUGAACUUCUUAUUUCACAUGGUGCAAAUAUCAAUGAAAAAACUAAUGAUGGAGAAACCGCUCUGCAUCAUGCAGCAUUCGGUAAUGGUAGAGAAACAGCUGAACUUCUUAUUUCACAUGGUGCAAAUAUCAAUGAAAAAACUAAUGAUGGAGAAACGGCUCUUCAUAAAGCAGCAUGGAAUAAUAGUAAAGAAACAAUUGAACUUCUUAUUUCAUAUGGUGCAAGUAUCAAUGAAAAAAACUGUGAUGGAAGAACCGCUCUUCAUCAUGCAGCACGUUUUAAUUGGAAAGAAAUAGCUGAACUUCUUAUUUCACAUGGUGCAAAUAUCAAUGAAAAAGAUAAGCAUGGGAAAACCGCCUUUCAUAUUGCAAUAAUUUAUAAUAAUAAAGAAACAGCCGAACUUCUUAUUUCACAUGGUGCAAAUAUCAAUGAAAAAACUAAUGAUGGAGAAACCGCUCUGCAUCAUGCAGCAUUAGGUAAUGGUAGAGAAACAGCUGAACUUUUUAUUUCACAUGGUGCAAAUAUUAAUGAAAAAAAUAAAUAUGGACAAACUGCCCUUCAUAUUGCAACAGUUUAUAAUAGUAAAGAAACAAUUGAACUUCUUAUUUCACAUGGUGCAAAUAUCAAUGAAAAAAACUGUGAUGGAGAAACUGCUCUUCAUAUUGCAGCACGUUUUAAUUGGAAAGAAAUAACUGAACUUCUUAUUUCACAUGGUGCAAAUAUAAAUGAAAAAAAUAAUUAUCUAAAUACCGCUCUCCAUAUUACAAUAAUUUAUAAUAGUAAAGAAACAGCCGAACUUCUUAUUUCACAUGGUGCAAAUUACAAUGAGUAA